Porites evermanni is the source of this 7376-nucleotide messenger RNA. The record is from the annotation of a GenBank genome assembly. Lineage: Eukaryota; Metazoa; Cnidaria; Anthozoa; Scleractinia; Poritidae.
UAUUCAUUAAUCUUCAGGUCAAGUCACCUUGGUGUGACAGAUAAUCAGAAAAGAUGGCUUGUCUUUGGAAUAGCACUCAACAAGAUCCUUGUGCCACAGAUCCGUCCUUUUGUGGAACAAGAGGUUGAUAAGGAAUACAACAAUCUCAAGACAAGCCACAAUAUUCAUACACAAAGUACAUCUGGUCGUCUUCAAAGGUGGCCUGCAAGAAAGUUUUUAAAGUAUGAGAACAUCAAUGGUAACAGUCAUCACCCAAAGCUUCCGGGUGGAAAAUACAACAUUUCCUUGUUUGAUUGUAGAGUGUUAUCUCACAUUGACUUUGCCAAGUUGUACGUUGAAAACUUCAUGGCUAAGUUCAGUGCUUUUGGUGACCAUUGUGAUGCUUCAGCUGUACUCUCAUUACUUGGUGGUGUACCUGUGUUCUCAGCUGCCUUGCAAGCUGCAGCUGGUGAUGUCAGGAAUGUUAGGAAUGACUGGGCACACUGUGUCUUCAGUAAGUGGGAUCCUGUUAAGUUUCAGCAGAGUUUUGUUGAGAUGGAGCACCUGGUGAGAGUCAUGGCUCUACCUGCUGCAGAUAAAACAAAACUCCUUGGAGAACUGAAAGAUUGGGAGACUAAAGGUACUAUAUGUACUUCAUAUUAUUAUACAAUUAAUGAUUGGUAUAAUAUUAGUGUUGGUACAUUUUUAACAUUUGCUAUCCUUACUGAACUGAAAGGUGCUGUUAAACAGUCAGGAUCAGUUAUCAGUCAUUUAUGUAUACCAAAUAUAUACAUGGGUGUAGCUACCAGCUGUACCCAGUAGAGACAAAAAAAUAGAUGGAGAUCAACAGAAGCCAAAUAAGAGAAAGCUAAACAAGGUGCAAUUCCUUUGAUUUACAUCUUAAAUUUUAUUUUUUUUUUGGAUGAUUCUUUUUAAAAACAAGUGGAGUGCAUUGUUUUCUCCAAUUUAGCACAUUGGCAAAAGCCCUUAAAUACUGCUACUUGAAUAGGAUGGUCCUAAGACCAAAAGAGUUGAGUUUCUCACCAUACUGUAAAACUGAAAAACGGAUAUUCAAUCAAGUUCACUCUGCAUUCUUAACUUCAUUAUUAUCAAACGGUUCUUAGAAAACAAGAGCUUCUUUUUAGGUUUGAAGUUCCUUUCCAACUGUUUUUAAAAAAGGAUCGCCCCCUCACUGAUUUCAACGUGAAGGUUUAAAAUAUGGCUUUGAUCCAGUAAGAUUAUUGAUACUUCCAAGAAAAUAGGCCUUGGGAUAUUUAAUGAUUGCCAGGCUUUUUAGUUAGCUGUUCAUAAUAUUUUGCUCUACUUAUCUGUGUAGAUACUAUGUCUAAUUUAUAAAUCUUUGUGCUUUGUUUGCAGGGACUUUGUUGUGCAUGAACUCUCCAGUAGACCCAGCAUUGCUUCAACUAGUCCAGCAAGAAGUAAAAUUAUUACAAGACAACCUGAAAAACCUGUCUGUAGAAUUUGACCAAGAAAAGAUUAGGGUACAACAAGAACUACAAAACGCUGCCAUAAUUCUUGAAGAAAUGAAACAGACAGUGGAAAGACUGAAUAAUUUUCAAGGUAUUUCCAACCUGUUUAACCUCUCCAGUCCAUUUUCAUAUUACUGACGUCAUUAUUGCAAAAAUAUAUUGGUUUCCUGCUUUUUCUUUACUUGUGGGAUCAUUUAAAAACUGCAAACAUUAUGCUUUUGUUUUGUAGAGACUGCAGAUCAGAGGUUUGAAAAUUUAGAGACUCGUACCGGACAAGUUGAAGACCAAGUACACAGUCUUACCGGUAACUUCGAGAUAACAAUUAUAGUUAAUUAUUCUUUGAAAUCGAGGUGAAUAGUGGCUAAAUAUUUACCGAGCCACGAAGUGUCGAGGUAAAUAUUCCUAAAGCCACUAUUCACCGAGAUUGAAAAGAAUAAUUGUUUUAGUAUAUACAUGCGAAGUGAUCUCCGCAAAAUCAGGGAGGAAACCAUUAAAAAGUACGAUUUGAUUGACAGUUCAGGUCAGCUAGACACGCGAACGUUGAAAAAUAGAUCUUUGAAACAUGGCAAUUCACAAGCUUAUCACUUCGCAAACAACAACGUAAUGACUUAAAUGGAACCGCUAAAAGUUUGAAUUGUUUCCUUACCUGAGAAGAAAAGAAGAGCUUUGUUGUUUUCUGUUGACUCGCCAAGUUUAUAACCGAAAAGGUUUGUUGUGUCGUUCUUCGCAUGAAGCGCUGACAAAAAUGGCGAUUUGGUUCCUCGAGGUGAGACGUCGUUUUCAUGUAGCAUUCUUUGUCCUAUUUACUUGAAACGUAGAAUUUCUGCAAACAGUUGCUUUCAAAUUUGUUUGUCAUAAAUAAACUUCGGUUUUGGGCCAAUUUUUUCUUGUUAGGAAACGCUGAGUUCACGAAACGGCCUCUUCUAAGCGAAUAAACGGGAGUUGUAAACAAUCCAUCGACCACAAAACUCAACUACAGUAAAUGGAAAAAUGCCGUUUUCAAUCCGUCGAAGUCUUUUCUUGCCUAAAAAAAGUCAACCCUAGGAUUUUGUCGACUUCUAAAAGAUCUUUCUCUGAAACAAUGGGAAAAAACCGAGCUCACACAUUAUCCACUCGCUAGGAGGUGAAUAUUGUUGAAUAGUCUCAUUUACGGAAAGAAGACAGCAGAUCAGCGGUUUAAACUUUAAUAAGUUAAAGACCUUACAAAGGUCAGUUAAGCAGGUUAAGUCGGGCGUCACAUAGAACCCUCUAACUGGCGCUGCCUUUGUUAAGUCCAUGCACCCAGUCUGUUAAGUCCAGUGGUCGCGGAAUGAAAUACCGUGGAUGAGAUCGGAGGACAACACAUGCACAUGUCCUCUUUACAUUAUACGUUAACAUACCAAGAGUAAGCGUGGAUGUCAUCAUACAAGGGUACCCACUGGCAGUUACUAUCAGCUACGAGCUAACUGUAACCCGCCCAGCCAUGGUAUGAAUGAUGUGUGCAAGGCAGUCUACACCACCAUGGAAAUGUUCCCCACUCUUGUCAAACAGUAGUGUGGGAUCUUUUUACGGCCCCUUCGAUUGAAAGAAGCAUAAAGGAUAACGGAGGCAAGGCCAACGGCUUAACGUCACCGGCUAAAGACGCGAUCAUCUUAAAUGAGAAUCACAGCCUUCAUGAUCUUAACAGUUUUUUUAAGACCCUGGUUGUUCGUCAGGCCCAGGCUUGAACUCCCACCCUCUCGCUCGGUAGACUGGCGCUCUCACAACUGAACUGCAAGGAUCACAUUCACUUUCAUAUCAUCAUCCGCAGCUUACAUACCUGUAAUAUACAUGAAUGAUUAAUUUCAUUUAUUAUAAGUCAAAAGAAGGAUUGAGGAUAUUGUUUUGCACGGGAAAAAAAUUCCUUUUUAAUCCAAGUUUCUCUUUUCUCCUGUCUUACUCAAUUGCAGCAAAGUUUCAUGACCUGACGGCUAAAGAAUCUGCUUUGACAAACGCUUCUCUUCAAGACCAACUGAUGACAUGUGACGGUAGGUUUGUCAUUGAUAAUAAAUAUAGCUGCAUGAUUUACAGUGAAAUUUUUUAUUUGUGACAAGAAAUUAUCGAGAGAAAAAUCAAAUUACCUUGCAUAUAGUUGUCAAAGGAAGUUAUUAAAGGAAGAUCCCCAAUACAUUUUCUCUCUACAUUUUUGUAUAAUCAGACACCAUACUUUCCUGUGGUAGAUAGUUUUAACAGAUUGACAGCGCUUUGACAGAGAGUUUGAUAAAACGUAGUGGUACGAAUGGUUUGCUUUCUUGUAGCGACUGGAACACUUGAAAUGAAAACGCUAACUCAAUAACGAGAAGUCCAACACGCGUGAACUUUCGUCGACUGUUAAAAUACAGUAAAAUUCCGAAAAUAAGCCCCUCCAUGUAUAAGCCCCUCCAAAUAUAAGCCUCCUAAACCGGUAACGCAAAAAACCCUCCCUUAACUCGCCCCUCCAAAUAUAAGCCCCCUAACUACACACCCAGGGCAACUAUCCCGCAAUUAUAAAAACAGCAAAAACACCCAAAAAAAGCCCCCCCCUACUACACCCCCCCCAAAAACAACCCCCCCAACCCCCCACCCCAAAAACCCCCCCCUUAACCCCCCCCCCCAAAAAAAACCCCCCCCCCCCCCCCCCCCAGGGGCUUGUCUUGGAAAAUUGCCCUCGAAUACAAAGUAAAACUAGGCAAAAACUGUAAAUUUACUUCCAACUAUAAGGCUAGCACAAUCGACAUUGAAACGCAAGUUUCCCUUCGAAGAUAAGCCCCUCCGAAUAUAAGCCCCUCGAAAAGGGCCUUUGAAAAAUAUAAGCCUCGGGGCUUAUUUUCGAAAUUUUACUGUAUGCUCCUUUUUAUCCAUUGUUCAAAUGUAUAUUAUUUUAAACACAGAGGAAAUUAUAUGCCUCAUUUCUGUUUUCCCUCAUUAGUCAAUCCAGGUAAACUUGUCGAACUUAUCAGACGAGACUACAAGGGCGCGGUACUGUGUCCCUUUCCAUGGUGUGAAGAUGAACUACAGCUGAAGCUGUCGAACAUCUUCACAAGAUUGCAGAUAGUCAGUAGAACAAAAGAACGUUCAAAACUUACGCAUUCCACCGUCAAUAUGACAGAAAUAUUCAAGUCGCAUCCAGAAUGCCACAAUCCAAGAGUGGUGCUGAUCGAAGGGAAUCCUGGGAUGGGCAAAACUACGUAUUGUCAAAAGCUGACAUAUGAUUGGUCCGUGGGGGAAAUUCCACCUGAUGCUUCGUUUCCUGAAGUGAAUAUAUUGCUGCUGUUAAAAUGCCGUGACAUGCACAUGAAAACGGCUAACAUCGAGGAAGCUAUUGAAGAUCAGCUUCUACCACAUGAUGCAAACAAGAGGGAAAAGCAAGACUUGUUCCACUUUAUUCGCUGUAAUCAGUCCAGAAUCUUGCUGGUUCUUGAUGGUUUAGACGAACUGCGUGAAGACCUUCUGGAGGGUUUUCUGCCUUUGAUUCAAGGAAAAGUCUUUGCUAAUGUGUACCUCAUGUUAACAGCUCGACAUGAAGCAGGGAUGAGAGUAAGGCGUUAUUGUGACACCCUUCUUGAACUUGUUGGUUACACAAAACAUGAUGUCGAAAGUUACAUUAAAAAGUAUUUCAUCGGUCAUGAGGAUCAAACCCUUGCUGACAAAAUGAUAAACCAGUUAAUACGCGACAAACAACUCGCAGAAUUAACAGCAAACCCCCUUAAUACAGCUUUGUUGCGUCUUCUCUGUGAAGAAACAAGAGGAGUCUUUCCUUCGAAAAGAACCAUGAUGUACGAUGACCUUGUGUCGUGCGCUCUCAGAAGGUAUUUUGCAAAAGGAGGUAUUUCUUUGGGUGACCAAGAUCCGAUGGAGCGAUGUGCAAGUGAGCUGAAUCAGUUGGGGAAGAUGGCAUUUGAGGCUUUGCUUAAGAAUCAGUUAUAUUUCACUCAAGAUGAGGUGAAAUCCCAUUCCCCUGCUUUAAAUUUCCUACGGUUGCCGUUUCUUUUCCGUGAGCCAAGUGUGAGCAAAGUCAGACCAACACCGACCUACGCGUUUACUCACAAAACAUUUCAAGAAUACUUUGCGGCGUUUUACCUGGCCCAUCAGGUUUUGUCUGGUGACAAAGGGAAAGAGAGAUUGUUGGAUGAACUCAGUCCUAUUGAUUAUUGGCAGGUGUGGGAAUUUCUCAUCACAAUAGUGUUAAGCAAGAGUGUUAAAGCGGCAGUAACUGUUGUCUCUCGCCUUUGUGCUUUCUUUUGUCACAAGAGGCCUUUAAGUUUAAUGGACGUGAAUCGCGACGAUGCUGAUUUGGAUCGACGCGAAAUCUUCAAGGACAGUCCGUAUGACUGGGCUAAGUAUUUGAGAAAAAUGAACAAGGAUGAAGGAACGCUAUGCAACGUCCUCAAAAAAACCCUUGAUCUUAUUGCUGAGUGCGAAGAUGGUGAUGAUGAAAUGAAGGAUUACCAAAAGGAAGUUGUGCGUGUGCUUGCCCGCUGCUUUCCAAUUAAAAAAUUGGAACUUACACUAAGUGCUAGUACACCCUGCUCCGUGUACUCUGAGUAUCUAAGACUGAAUUACAGUUUGACAGAUUUGAAUUUGUAUAGUGCGUUUGACCUGAUCCUGUUAAAAACAAUUGAACAUGUUUUUCAUUCUAAGCCAAAUUUGGUGCAUUUUACGUUUCUAAACCCGACAUGGGCUUUUGAUUCUCGUAUUGGUGUAUUAUUUGCUUCGCCUGAACGAGAAAAGGUUUUUUCAAGGCUGGAUCAACGUCUUCAGUGGAACCAGUUGGUCGGUACCAAAGCACUGCUCUCAGACGUCCUUCAGUCAGGUCGUGUUUUAACACAUCUGAAUCUAGACAGAGUCUGGAUCUGCGAUGGAGGAGCUCAAGUACUCGCGGAUUUCCUUCAAAUAAAUCAAGCUUUGACACAUCUUAAUCUACGUUACGCCAUGAUCUAUGACUUUAGAGCCAUUUUACUCAGUGACGCUCUUCAGUCGAACAGCAAAUUGACACAUUUGAGUCUUCCAGAAAAUUGGAUCAGUUUUGCUGGAGCCUUUGCUCUAGCGACAACUCUGACGUUCAAUUCUGUACUAACAUAUUUAGAUCUGAGUCAAAAUCUUGGCGGCGAUUCAUUUGCCGUAGCGCUGUCGAAAGCUUUGGAAUCUAACUGUGCCUUAAAGUACUUGAAUCUGUGUCAAUGGUUUGACUGCAUUGAAAAAAAUACACCUUUUCCGGAAUCUGCUAACGUGCACGUUGAAAUGAUUGGACCUGAAGGAGGAUCAGCCCUUGCAAAAGCUGUUCGAUUCAACUGUACAUUGACUUAUUUAGAUCUUCAGUAUAAUAACAUCGGCGACUCUGGAGCAGCGGCACUUGGCGAAGCUCUUCGAACAAACACAACUUUGAAGGAAUUAUACCUCAAAGACAACAAGAUAGGGGAAAUAGGAUCAGAAGCCCUCGGAAAGGGGCUACAGUCAAAUCGUACUUUGACCCAUUUGAAUCUAGAUUUUAACCACGAUAUUGGUGAUUCAGGCGUAUCAGCCAUCGCAAAGGCACUACAGUCGAGGGGCAGUAAAUUAACCUGGUUAGAUCUAAGUUUUAACAAAAUCAGCUCCUCGGGUGCCACCUCCAUCUCAGAAGCUCUUUGCGUUAACAGUUCUCUCACACAUUUAGGAUUGGGGAGUAAUAAGAUCAACUCUUCUGGCGCCUCCACAAUUGCUAACUCACUGCAAUCAAAUCGUACGUUAAUUCAUCUGAAUCUUGGUGGUAACGAAAUUGGCGAUUCAGGGGCCAAAGAAUUUGCUCACUCUCUUACGAAACACAACAACACGCUGGGCUUUUUAUACCUUGAUGGCAACAAUUCAAUAAGUUCAGUAGGAAUAGAAAGCCUUGAACAGGUUGAUCAGUCGAAAUGUAUCGUGAAGUAUUGA